UGGGGGGCGCGGGGGGCGACGCCGGGGCAGCGGGGGAUGCCGGGGGGCACGCCCAGGGCCAGGCUGCAGGGGAUGCCGGGAGCGAUGCCGGGGCAGGGGGUCCCAGGGGGGGUACCGGAGGGGGUACCGGAGCGGGUGCCACAGAGGGACCGGCAGCAGCGGGCAGCACACGGGGCCGGCAGGAGCCCAGCUGGCUGCAGGACGAGGAGGACGAGCUGUGGCCCGAGUUCCCACCCUGCUCGUCCAUGGCGGGGGCCACCAGCCCCACGUCCCCCGUGUCCCCCACGUCCCCCGUGUCCCCCACGUCCCCAACAUCUCCGGCGUCCCCCACGUCCCCCACGUCCCCCACAGCUGCCACCACCGAGGGCUCGGGGCGCAGCCAGAGGGGGGUGCCCGCGGGGGGGGCGGGGGGCCGGGCGCCCCCCGGGACGGCGAGGCCAAGGCUGGAGGGGGCCGGGGGGCGGCCGCGGGUGAGUGCCCGGGCACAGGGGCGCAGCGCCAUCCUGGAGAAGUUCGGAGGGGCAGCCACGGGGCCGGCCCCGCACAUCAAGCGGACGGGCGGCACGGCCGCCGUGAAGGCCAUGCUGCUGGAGUGGUGCCGCGCCAGGACCCGCGGCUACCAGCACGUGGACGUGCAGAACUUCUCGGGGAGCUGGGGCAGCGGCCUGGCCUUCUGCGCCCUCCUCCACAGCUUCUUCCCCGACGCCUUCGACUACGGCAGCCUGGAGCCCGGCGCCCGCCGGCACAACUUCGCCCUGGCCUUCGCCACCGCCGAGGAGCGGGCGGGCUGCGCCCCGCUGCUGGAGGUGGAGGACAUGGUGCGGCUGCCGGUGCCCGACGCCAAGUGCAUCUACACGAUGCCCACCGUGACGCUCUGGCUGCCCCUGGUGUGGCUGGUGGCCACGGCCACGGCCACUGUCACCCCGGUGCCCACGCCGGACGCCUCUCCCGGCGGGCUGAAGCUGCUCAGACAGCACCCAACGCCGUCGGUGCCCCCCCAUCCUGCCCCAGGCCCGCCGGGGGAUGUGGGGGCACCCAUCCUGCCUGUGCCCACCCCCCGUGCCCACCCCGAGGAGCUCCCCGGCUCGGAUGCCCCCCUCAAGGCCGCAGACCCCCCCGGCCCCGAGGCGCCUGAGGGAGCGCCCGAGGAGCCGGGCACCACGGCCGACAGGAGCACGGCAGCACCCGCACCCGGCACCACCCAGGGGCCCUCCGGCACCCCGGGGACCAGCGCCCCGCCGUGCCCCGGGGACGAGGAGCCGGCCGAGGCCUGUGGGGCACCCACGGCGGAGCAGCGGGCGGCCGUGGCCGAGGCGCUGGGCACCUUCGCCCUCCGCUUCUACCAGCGCAUGGCGGAGGCCGCCCAGCCCGACGCCAACCUGCUCUUCUCCCCCAUCAACGUGGCCAUGGGGCUCUCGCACCUCCUGCUGGGCGCCCGCGGCGAGACCCGUGAGCGCCUGGGCGCCAUCCUGGCGUACCCACCGGAGCUGGGCUGCGUGCACGGCGCCCUGCGGCAGCUCGCCGGCGCGCCCGGCCUUUUCUCGGCCGCCGAGAUCUUCCACCACGCAGAGCUGCGCCUCCAGCCCCGCUUCCUCAACGAGUCCUGGCACUUCUACGGCGCCCGCCCGCGCGCGCUGAGCGGCAACGAGAGCCUGGACCUGCUGCGCAUCAACGAGUGGGUGCGCGGGGCCAGCCGGGGGCUCCUGCCCGGGCUCCUGUCGGCGCUGCCCCCCCAGCCCCGCCUGCUGCUGCUCAGCGCCGUCCACCUCCAGGCCGCCUGGCGCACGCCGCUGGAGGCCAAGAAGACGGUGCCGCUGCCCUUCCUGCGCCCCGGGGGCCCCCCCCGCCUGGUGCCCACCAUGACCAGCAAGAAGUACCCGGUGGCCUCCUUCACCGACCCCCGCCUGCAGGUCCAGGUGGGGCGGCUGGAGCUGAACGGGGGGCUGAGCCUGGUGGUGCUGGUGCCACGGGGGCCCCUGGGGACGCUGGAGACCCUGGAGCGGGCGCUGGACCCCCCCACCUUCCUGGGGCUGCUGCGGCGGGCAGCCCGCACCCCCCUCCGCGCCACCGCCCUGGCCCUGCCCCGCCUGCGCCUCGACCUCGCCCUGGACGUGGUGGCCCUGGUCCACGACAUGGACUACGGGCUGUUCCUGGACGCGGAGCUGUGCGGGCUGGCGCGGGGCCCGGCGGUGGCGGUGGAUGCGGCGCGGCACCGGGCCGUGCUGGCGCUGGACGAGGCCGGCGUGGAGGCGGCGGGCGCCAUGGCCACCUCGGUGGCCCGCACGGCCCUGCUGCUGGAGGUCCUGCGCCCCUUCCUCUUCGUCCUCUGGCACGACGCCGGCGCCGUCCCCCUCUUCAUGGGCCGCCUCAGCGACCCCCAGCCCUGACCCCUGCCCGCCCUCCUCUCCCCGCUCCUGCUUCGUCCUCUCCCUCCUUCCAGCCCUCUGUCCCUCCCCACCUCCUUCCCUCCGGCCCUUCCCUCCCUCCCCUGGCCCUCCCGUCCUUCUUUUCCCUCCCUCCAUCCCUUCUCCCUCCUGCCUUCCUCUCCCCCCCACCCCAUCCCUCCCUCUUUCCUUCCAACCACCCUCCAGCCCCGUCCUUCCCUCUCUCUUCCCUCCCUCAUCCUCAUCCUCAUCCUCAUCCUCAUCCUCAUCCCUCCCUCCUCUUCUCCCUCCCUCCUUCCCCACCUCCUCCCACCUCCCCACCCCUCCCUUCCCCAUCCACCCCCCCUUUCCCUCCCCCGUGCCCCCACUCCCUCCCAGCCCCACAGGGCAGUACGGGGCCCUGCCCCCCUUGUGCCUCAGUUUCCCCGUUGGGCUCUGAGGCCCCAAUAAACACCCUGACCGCUGCGCUGCUCCUGCCUG
Grus americana (Whooping crane) is the source of this 2864-nucleotide messenger RNA. Its product is annotated as plasma protease C1 inhibitor-like. The record is from RefSeq and is a predicted model, not a curated record. Gene Ontology annotation, cellular component: microtubule organizing center; filamentous actin. Gene Ontology annotation, molecular function: protein binding; serine-type endopeptidase inhibitor activity. Bases 246 to 2387 code for a protein of 713 amino acids. NCBI's taxonomy places the organism in Eukaryota, Metazoa, Chordata, Aves, Gruiformes, Gruidae. Gene Ontology annotation, biological process: actin cytoskeleton organization; negative regulation of endopeptidase activity. The transcript has 14 exons.